GAAAUAACACCUAAUUAAAAAGAAUGAAAAGGAAAAGGAGAGAGAGAGAGAGAGAGAGGGGAAGGAGAAGGUGAUCGAGAAAAGAUCCGUCCUUCUAUGCUUCCCACCAUCUUUCUGUUAUCCUCACUUCCUUAACUCACACCACAACUUCUUUCUCUCUCUCUUCACAACUACUUUCUCUUCGAUCACUCUCAAUUUCACCAUAUUAACAAUCUUCAUAUUUCUGGGAUUUUUCUCCACCAGUUGGACUUCCUAGUUUGUCCAAGAUCAUGCAAAACUCCGUGUUCGAUCCGCAAGAUCAGAGGAUUGCUUCCUGUACGGAGGAUUCGACUGCAAUGACUAUUGAGUUCCUGCGUGCAAGAUUGCUUUCUGAAAGGUCCAUCUCAAAAAGUGCUAGACAGAGAGCUGAAGAACUGGCAAAAAAGGUCAUGGAAUUGGAGGAACAACUAAGGAUGGUGAUUCUUCAGAGGAAAAUGGCAGAGAAGGCUACUGCUGAUGUUCUUGCCAUUUUGGAGAAUCAAGGGAUAAGUGGUGUAUCUGAUGAAUUUGAUUCAGGCUCAGACCUUGAAAAUCCUUUUGAUUCUAGUAUGAGUAAUGACUGUUCAAAAGAGGAUGAGGGGCCUAUGAACUCAAAAGGAAGACAAAAUGGGUCAGAUGAAAUGUCUGGUUCCAGUGUAGAUUCUUCACUAGUAUCCAGUAAAAGUUUGUCAUGGAAAGGACGCCAUGAUUUGUCCCAUUCUCUUGAAAAGUACAAGACCAAGACUACUACUAAUGUGAGGAGGCAAAACAGUUUUUCAUCUUUUAGUUCUUCACCAAAGCACCAUUUAGGAAAGUCAUGUCGCAAGAUAAGACAUCGACAACCCAGGUCUGUUAUGGAGGAAUCCAGAGACAAGUUUGUCCAAGUUAACUGCCAAGUAAAUGAACUUGUAUCCUCUUCUGAAGGAUUUUCAAAUUUCCAAGAUGGUGGAUCUAACAUCCUGAAAAUAGAAUCUAAAAUUCAAGAAGAGAAUGGAUCAGAGGCCAACCUACUUAGCAAAAAUCGUAACAUAGAUGGAUAUGGAAGAGAGAAGGAAAUGGAGAAGGCUCUUGAACACCAAGCCCAACUUAUUGACCAAUAUGAAGCAAUGGAGAAGGCUCAAAGAGAAUGGGAGGACAAAUUUAGAGAGCAUAACAGCACAACACCAGAUUCAUGUGAUCCGGGCAAUCAGUCAGAUAUGACUGAGGAUAAAGAUGAAGGCAAGGUUCAGAUUCCAUAUGCUGCUAAGGUGGUUACCUCAAAGGCUGAAGAGAGCAAAGGAGAACCCAGAGGCGUUUGCUUAUCAGAAGAAAAAUUCAAAGCUGGGGACACAGAAAUUAUGCCAGAAACACAUGAUGAUACAGAUGGUUACAGAAACCAGAAAAGCGCAACUUUUAGCACUUCUAAUUUGCUUGGUCAAGAAAACUCACACUCCCCAGUGAAGGGAAAUCAGAAUGAGAGCUUGGUAAAUGACCACUCUCCGUCUUCUGAUAUGAGCCAUGUAGAUCCAGGUAGGCAUAGUUAUUCUGAUCCCAGGCCUACUCGUUCCUUUCCAACUGAUAUGCAUGGCGUCCACCAAAAUGAUGCUUCAGAAAACAAAACGGAUCUCUAUGCAUUAGUUACUCGUGAACAAUCUCACAAAUUCGAUGGUGUUCUUGAAUCUCUUAAACAAGCUAGAAUAUCCCUACAACAGGAACUCAAUAGAUUGCCAGUAGUAGAGGGUGGGUACACUGCUAAAUCGUUGCCUUCUGUUAGUAAAAAUGAGGAUAGAUUUGAAAUUCCUAUUGGGUGUUCUGGUCUCUUCAGACUACCAACAGAUUUUUCUGAUGAAGCAACUGCAAGAUUCAAUGUCCGUGAUCCAACUGCUGGAUUUGGAUCAAACUAUCAUCUUAAUGGAACCAUGUCUAGAACUUCUGAUGGUCAGUUUUUAACCUAUCCUCCUUACUCUGGCACAACGUCGAGCCUGUCUGCUGAUGAUCAAGCUCUUUCCACCCGGUACUUGGAAAAUGGGCCAAGAUUUAGUUCUAAUGAGUCCCCUUUUGAUCCUUUCUCAAACGGAGGUCCACUCUCUUCCAGUAAAUACUCGUAUCCCACGUUUCCCAUCAAUCCAUCCUAUGAAAAUGCAACACCACAGAUGCCAUUUGGUGAUGAGGUUUCAAGACCCUAUUCAAAUAGCACAGUUGGGGUUCCUCUUGCAAAUCGUUUCUCUUUUAAUGGCGAUCAUUUAAGAUGAAGCAUGUAUAUAUAAUUUCAUUAGGUUAGAAGCUAAGCUUGGUGUAAAAGUAAUGGUUUUUAUUUGUUAUGUAUUUUAAGGUGAUUCUCUUUAUUCUCUUUAGUUGUCUUGGGAAGAGAUUUUUUAGGUGGCAAAAUACACUCUAAAUUCUUCCAUUAAUAUGGACUGUUCUUACUUUAAAUGCCGAACUGACUAUUUAUUGGUCAUCAAGAUUUUGUCUGUCGUAGAUUUAUCUCUAGAUUUGAUAAUUUGAAACUGAGAUUUAAUUUGAUAAUGGGAAACAUGUUUUAGUGUGUUAA
Molecule: messenger RNA, 2548 nt
Organism: Vigna radiata var. radiata (mung bean)
Lineage: Eukaryota; Viridiplantae; Streptophyta; Magnoliopsida; Fabales; Fabaceae
Exons: 5
Coding region: 270-2249 (659 amino acids)
Source: RefSeq, a predicted model, not a curated record